Messenger RNA from Symbiodinium sp. CCMP2592, 504 nucleotides. The record is from the annotation of a GenBank genome assembly. Lineage: Eukaryota; Dinophyceae; Suessiales; Symbiodiniaceae.
AUGUUGUGGGAGAGAGGCGUGGGAGACUGCCAAGCUGCGUGCCACCAUUGCUUGCCAAUUUCAUGUUACAAAGAGCGGAUUUGCUUGCAGGCUCGAUUGAGAAGGGUAAGAUGCUGGUUUAUGUCUGGCAGCUCGGAACUGCUGAUGUGUUGUUUCCUUGUGACCAUCGCAAUGUUUGCUCGCCUGCAGCAUUUUGCUCAUCACUUACACUCCGAAGCUGAGUGUACUUGCUCUCUCAUGUCCUUAGUGGGUGGUGACCGAGUGGAGAUUCGUGGCGAGGGCGGCCCGCAAGCCGACAAGGAGGUGCUGCUUGGCACUGUCCGCUUCGUCGGCGAGGCGGCCUUUGCCCCCGGCGAGUGGCUCGGCUUGGAGCUUGACCGCCAGGUCGGCAAGAACAACGGCAGUGUGAAGGGCAAGACGUACUUCCAGUGCGAGCCAGGGCACGGGAUCUUCGUUCGCCCGCACUGCGUGACCAAGGUCUCUGCACGGAUCCAAGCCUGUUGA